UCUAAUUGCUUUCCUAACAGUUACAAUCGACAAACCUCCCUUUAAUUCCCUAGAAGAACUGGUGGAACAGGAUGAAUAUAAAUGGGGAAUUUUAUCAGGAACAUAUUUUGUGACGUGGUUUCAGGAAACACCUUUUGAAAUUCUUCAAAAGGUAUGGACUGGGAUUAAAACUUUCAAUGAAACAGAUCCCGAUGUUUUACACCCUGAUCCAAACGUUCAUAUUAAUAAAAUGUACAAGGAAAAAUAUGUAUAUAUUGGUGACAAAUCUUAUAUGGAGGUAAGGAAGGCAAACAGGUGUGAACUUGUGACGGCGACUGAAGAAAUUCCGAAUAUGUCGUACGGAGUGGGUCUACCUAACAAUUCUUUGUACACCAAAUUGUUUUCAGACAAAAUACUCUCCUUGCAAGAGGGUGGGAUAUUACAAACCUUCAAACAAAAGCACUGGCCCCGUGAAGAAUUCUGUCACGGAUCUUUGGUGGCGGAGGCAAAGGAAAUACGAUUAAUUGACGUCCAAGCAGCAUUUAUCGUGGUCGGCGCAGGUUUAGCUCUAGGAUCUAUAGUGUUAUUCCUAGAAAAAAUUGUCAAACAUUUAUCAACUAAAAUUUGUGUGAAAAAAGACCACAACCCUUGUAAGCAUAUAAGGACUGUUCCAACAAUGGAGUUAGAACUCGUUGGACCGGAUUUAAACGGAAUUUCAAGUGGAGUAUUUACAAUUGAUGAAGGAGAGAUUAAUGUUCAUAUGAAAAAUGGAGUUCAUAAGACACACAGUUCAGAUGGAUACGGAUAAAACGUAUUUAAAAUGUAUAUUUAAAUGUAUUUGUUUUUUUAAAUUUCUGAUAAUAACUAUAAA
This is a messenger RNA of Saccostrea cuccullata (small rock oyster), 850 nucleotides long. Its product is annotated as glutamate receptor ionotropic, delta-1-like. Bases 230 to 787 code for a protein of 185 amino acids. Gene Ontology annotation, cellular component: plasma membrane. NCBI's taxonomy places the organism in Eukaryota, Metazoa, Mollusca, Bivalvia, Ostreida, Ostreidae. The transcript is spliced from 3 exons. Gene Ontology annotation, molecular function: signaling receptor activity; ligand-gated monoatomic ion channel activity. The record is from RefSeq and is a predicted model, not a curated record.